This is a messenger RNA of Trichoplax adhaerens, 2775 nucleotides long. RefSeq lists its product as uncharacterized. Gene Ontology annotation, molecular function: amino acid transmembrane transporter activity. The coding region runs from base 1 to 2775 and encodes 924 amino acids. NCBI's taxonomy places the organism in Eukaryota, Metazoa, Placozoa, Uniplacotomia, Trichoplacea, Trichoplacidae. The transcript is spliced from 12 exons. The record is from RefSeq and is a predicted model, not a curated record. Gene Ontology annotation, biological process: amino acid transmembrane transport.
AUGGUUCAAAGCAGAGAUCUACCCUUUAUUAUUAACCUUGGCAAUAGCAUCAUUGGCGUUAGUGUCUUAGCCAUUCCGUUCUGCUUUCAUCAAUGUGGAAUUAUAUUAGGAUCGCUUUUGUUAUUUGUAAGCUCCCUGCUUACCCGCCUAUCGUGUGACAUCUUACUUCGGGCUGCCAAUUCGACGAAAAAAAGAACUUACGAAUAUUUAGCUCAUCACACAUUUGGAUCUGUUGGCAAAUCGUUAGUAGAAGUAAGCAUCAUUGGACUACUCUUCGGAACUUGCAUCGCAUUUCACGUUAUAGUUGGUGACUUGUCCCCUUCUAUUGUUUCUGUAUUAUUUGGAAUUGAGAAUACUCGAACUUUACGAGCGAUUGUCAUGGUUUCAUUAGCCAUUUGUGUCGCUCUACCAUUAUCCUUAAUGAGGAAUAUUCAGAGUCUUAGUGGUAUUAGCGCGGUGUCGUUGGGCUUCUAUUUGAUUUUUAUCUUGCAGAUUUUCUUGUCUUCAUUACCGAAUCUCAUUACUGGAGCUUUAACUCAAAUUCAUUUAUGGAAAUUCAGUGGUACCUUUCAUUGCUUACCGAUAUUUUUAAUGGCUUUCACCUGCCAAACACAAUUAUUUUUGGUUUAUGAAGCCCUGCCGGAACCCUCAAUUAAUGUGAUGUCAUCGAUUGUCAGUAGCGCUGUAAAUAUGGUAUCAAUAGUUUACUUUCUUGUUGGAUUUUUCGGUUAUACGGCGUUUUGCUUUGACGGUGUAAAAGGAGAUGUAUUGAUGAACUUCGGAAAUGGUGUAGUUUCUGCACUCAUAAAGCUUGGAUUUGUUUUGUCCAUUGUUGUUAGCUUUCCUCUAGCAAUAUUCCCAUGCCGAGCGAGUAUCAAUUCGUUAUUAGCAAAACAGUCUUCUAGUCAUGAUGCUUUAGGUAGCCCAAGUUUUAUUCCACACAACAGAUUUGUUGUAAUAACUGUUUGCAUUAUGACAAGCACAUUGAUUAUCGGUAUAUUAAUACCACAGGUUGAAAUUAUUCUAGCCCUAACCGGAGCUAUAAUGGGCACUCUAAUUUGUUACAUUGUACCUGGAGCUAUGUUCUUGCAUUUAACUCCCGCGGGUGCUAAGCAAAGACAAAUUGCGAAGAUCGUUCUCGUUAUUGGUCUCUUUUGCCUUGUUAUGAGUUCAUUCACCAUUAUCGGUCAGUUGGACGUAAAGAAAGCCCAGCCGAGAAUGCAAGUAGUCAACGUUAAAGAUAAACAAGAUAAGUCACAAAAUGAUGAUGGUUUAUUAAAUAAUCAAAUGGGAAAAGAUAACCAAAAAGCAAAUUUCAAUAAAGACUCGCAGAUGAUAGAUAAUAAUAUUAACAAGGCUCAGAAUAAUAAUCCACCCAAUAAUAAUAAAUUCCCAGGGAAAGACAAAAAUCAGGGAAAUCCUCCAGUUGUGGAUGGCAAUGAUGUCAAAAAGAGAGAUACCGCUAAUAAUCCCGAUGAUUCAAGUCAUCUAAAUAACGAAAAAAGUAAAAAGGAUAAGGAUUCUCCUAAAAAAGGCUUGUUAAACAAGGAAGAGACAAAAAAAGACGAUAAAAAGAGUUCAAAGUUUACCAAAGAUCAACCAAACGGAAAAAUUAGUAAGGCUGAGGCGGACAAGAAUUUAAAGAAAAAGACGAAAGAUGAUCAACGAUUAGAACCUAUAGCACCUGAAGACAGUGUAGAUGACAAUCAGAAAAAGAUGAUUAAAUCGCUAGAAAAAAAGGUUCAGGAUUUGAAAGAUCUCAAGAAAUCUGCGGAGAAGAGUAUUGAAAAAUCUGAAAAAUUUAUUGAAAAUCAGGAUAAAUCUGACAGUAGUAAAAAGGGCGUAGAUGGUGAUAAUCAUUUUCAGAAAGGGAAUAGAGUAGACAGUGAUAAUGAUGUUAAUCUAAAAUCAAGUAAAAAUAUCGAAUCCAGUGGCAAAAAUAUGAAAAAUGGUAACAGUAUUAAAGAUGAUAAAGUAGAGAUUAGCAACGGUGCAAAAGAUUUAGAGAGCGAUUCGAAAAAAACUAAUUUGCGUUCAGAUCAGUUGAAAAAACAAGAUAGUGGGUUAAAGCAAGAUGAUAAGGUCGAUACUAAAAUAAAUAACGGAAAAAAUGUAAAAAGUAAGAGUAACAAUAGUGAAAGAAAGGAUCAUCAAGUGUCGAAGAUGAACUCUGAUAAAGAAAAUGAAUCUAAUAACCAGUCAGAUAAGUCUGACAGUAAUGAUUUGGAUACAAACAAUAAAGGUUUAGAAAAAGUCGCUGACCCUCAGAGAUCUAAAUCAUCUGGUGAAUUGUCCAAGGACAAGGGUGACAAGGUAUCCAAGGCUAGUGAUAGCGCUAACCAUAAAUCUCAAAAGGCUAAACCGAAAGAUUCAUUAAAUGCUAAAGCUGGGGCUCAUGAAACAGACGGCUCCGCCGAUGGAAGUAAAACUAAGAGUGAAGAACAUCAUUUGAUCCAAAAGGAAAAGGAAUUAAAGCGAAAGGAAGUCGAACUUAAGGAUUUGCAACUUAAAUUGAAAGAGGUGGAACUGAGACUUGAAGAAAAGGCGAUUGAUGGAAAGAUUAAAGCAUUGCAGAAGAAAGCUGGAGAUCUUAAGAAAGAAAUUAUCAAGGAAACGGAAGACGAAAAGGUGGAUGGAAAGCUUAAAGAAUUGCAAAAGAUAACUGGAGAUCUUAAGAAGGAAAUUAAGAUCAAGAAAACGGAAGACGAAAAGGUUCAACAUCACGAAGCAUCUGGUAAAAAAAUGCUCAAAUCUAAAGCUGGCAUCACCGCCUAA